AAACCUAAUAUUUAAAAGAAAAGAAAAUCAGUGAGAAAAGAAAAUGAAUAAUAAUAAUAAUAAUAAUAAAAUAUGGAGAUAGAUGGGAAGCGACAGCCGACACUUGGCGCCUUCACAAAGCCCUAAUAUAGAGAAGAAGAAGGUCGAAUGAUCUUGAAUUUGGAGUGAUAUUUUGGUGGUUGGAUCCGAUACUGGUUCUUAUUGAAUCAGAUUCCUUGGUACUUGGGAGGAGAUGAAUUUCAAAGAUUUUGGGAAUGACCCAUCUGGCGGGAACGGAGGCGGAGGUGGAAGACCUCCGGCGAACUAUCCAUUAGCGCGACAAUCGUCGAUCUACUCAAUGACCUUCGAUGAGUUUCAGAGCAUGGGGAGUAUAGGAAAGGAUUUUGGGUCAAUGAACAUGGAUGAGCUGUUGAAGAACAUUUGGAGCGCUGAAGAAAUGCAAACAAUGGCAUCUUCUGCUGCUGCUGUUGGUAAAGAAGGGGGUGGUAGUGCUGGUGGUAGUAGUGGUUAUUUGCAGAGACAGGGGUCUUUGACGCUGCCUCGAACACUCAGCCAGAAGAAGGUGGAUGAGGUAUGGAAGGACAUAAUCAAUGAACAUGCUAGUGCUAAAGACGGGGCUACCCUUGCUCCUAAUUUGCAACAGAGGCAGCAAACUCUCGGGGAGGUGACCCUCGAAGAGUUUUUAUUCAGAGCUGGAGUGGUGAGAGAGGAUACUCAAGUAACUGCAAACCCCAACAAUGGAGGGUUCUUCGGCAAUAACACCGGUUUUGGAAUUGCUUUUCAGCGGCAGCCGAAAGUUCCUGAGAAUAACAAUCACAUUCAGAUUCAAUCGUCCAACUUAUCGCUGAAUGCCAAUGGAGUUCGAGCACAUCAGCCGCAGCCAAUAUUUCCAAAGCAGGCGACUUUGACAUAUGGAUCUCAGUUGACUUUACCCAGUGAUGCUCAGCUGGCUAGUCCAGGAAUUAGAGGUGGAAUUAUGGGGAUUGCAGAUCAAGGGCUGAAUACAAAUUUGAUGCAAGGCACCGCACUGCAGGGUGGAAGAAUGGGAGUGGUCAAUAUAGCAGCUGCUCCGUUACCUAUUGCCACAGAAUCGCCAGGGAACCAACUAUCCUCUGAUGGAAUCGGAAAGAGCAAUGGUGAUACCUCUUCAGUGUCUCCUGUGCCUUACGCCCUUAAUGGUGGAAUCAGGGGGAGGAGAGGUAAUGGGAUUGUCGACAAAGUUGUUGAGAGGAGGCAACGGAGAAUGAUUAAAAACAGAGAGUCCGCUGCAAGAUCUCGGGCGCGAAAGCAGGCUUACACAAUGGAAUUGGAAGCAGAAGUUGCAAAGCUAAAAGAGGAGAACCAAGAACUCCGGCAGAAACAGGCAGAAAUCAUGGAAAUGCAGAAGAACCGGGCAUUGGAAGUAAUGGAUAAGCAACAAGGAAUCAAGAAGCGAUGUUUAAGACGAACGCAGACUGGCCCAUGGUGAUUUCGGAGGACGUUAAUCUGAUAUCAGACCAAAAAACUAACGUCAUAAAUGGAGGUGUACAUAUAAUUGUUCUGCUGUAGGUGCUGUGGUAGCAUAUAUCUUGGGGUGUCUUGCUUGCUGGGUAUUGUAUUGGCUUCGAAGUGGAUCAUCAGUAGUUCAGUAGCUUUUAAGUGGAAGCAAAGCACAUAAAGAUCGAUUCGUUUUCUUGAAAUACUACUUCAUACAGCUCCUCCUCCACCCUCCUGCCAUGGAGAGAGAAAUAAGUUCUUUUUGUGGCAUUUCCUGAUGUGGCCCUACUGCUGCUGCUGGGGUUGUUGUGAGUAAAUGCCAAUCCUAAAUGCAGGAUUCAUCAGGUUCAAUUCAUUGGCAUGUCAAUGGCUGAAAAUGCCGUUUGAUUUUCCUUUGUUUGAAUCUUGAUGCGUUUUUUUUUUUUUCUUUUUCAGUUUUGACUUCUGCCUCUUAAGUUGUUAGGUUUAGAUUAGCCAAACUAAAAACAUACAUAUCCGUUAUUUUAUAAAAAUCUUGAUUCUCUUACUGGAA
Cucumis sativus (cucumber) is the source of this 2008-nucleotide messenger RNA. RefSeq names its product ABSCISIC ACID-INSENSITIVE 5-like protein 5. NCBI's taxonomy places the organism in Eukaryota, Viridiplantae, Streptophyta, Magnoliopsida, Cucurbitales, Cucurbitaceae. Gene Ontology annotation, biological process: positive regulation of DNA-templated transcription. The coding region runs from base 233 to 1468 and encodes 411 amino acids. The record is from RefSeq and is a predicted model, not a curated record. Gene Ontology annotation, molecular function: DNA-binding transcription factor activity. Gene Ontology annotation, cellular component: nucleus. The transcript is spliced from 5 exons.